Magnolia sinica is the source of this 927-nucleotide messenger RNA. RefSeq lists its product as uncharacterized. The record is from RefSeq and is a predicted model, not a curated record. Gene Ontology annotation, molecular function: nucleic acid binding. The transcript is spliced from 3 exons. Gene Ontology annotation, biological process: DNA integration. The coding region runs from base 1 to 927 and encodes 308 amino acids. Lineage: Eukaryota; Viridiplantae; Streptophyta; Magnoliopsida; Magnoliales; Magnoliaceae.
AUGGCGCUGAGAGCUCAACAGCAGACGAUGACCAUCGCCCCUCUAGACCCCCAAGAAGAUAUUGGAGAAAGUGGUUGUCCUGCGGAGCACCUCAUUCCCAUUUCACUCGACAGUUUUGAUCCAUCUAGAAUGGUCCAAAUUGGGUUGUCUCUAACAUCUCCACUACGGGACGAGAUUGUGAACCUCCUUCGACAAUAUGCAGACGUCUUCACAUGGUCCCAUGAAGAUAUGCCUGACAUCGACCCAAAGUUGAAAGGGAAGCAGGUCGUAGACCGGACAAAGGAAUGCGAGAUGGCUUUUCAACAACUCAAGCGGUACCUGGGGUCGCCACCAUUGCUUUCCAAACCUGAUAAAGGGGAACCGUUGUUGUUGUAUUUGGCAAUUUCAAAUGCGGCAAUCAGCUCGGCCUUGAUUAGGGAACAUGGAGGGAAGCAACUCUCAGUGUACUACGUGAGCAAGGCCUUGAUCUCAGUCGAAAUAAGGUUUGGAAUCCCUUGCAUGAUUGUUUCUAAUAAUGGAAAGCAGUUCGAUAACAAGCAAUUCCAAGGAAUGUGUGAAAACCUCGGGAUUCAGAAUAUUUACUCCUCACCACAACAUCCACACGCUAAUGGACAGGUCGAGGCGGUCAACAAGAUCAUCAAACAUCAUCUCUGGACCAAGCUCGAGAAAGCUAAAGGAGCAUGGGUAGACGAACUCCCCAACGUCCUCCUAGCGUACCGAACUACAACCCAGACGGCCACUGGGGGAACCCCUUUUUUCUUAGCCUUCGGAGUUGAAGUCGUCACUCCAGUUGAAAUUGAGCUCCCAAUUGCUUGGAACGGAUCUUAUGAUGAACAACAAAAUUUUAAGCUAAUGGCACUGGAUCUCGACCUUCUCGAGGAAAGAAGAGAACAAGCUCGGAUUAGGACUGCAAUCCGACAAAUGUAA